Molecule: messenger RNA, 5583 nt
Organism: Exophiala dermatitidis NIH/UT8656
Lineage: Eukaryota; Fungi; Ascomycota; Eurotiomycetes; Chaetothyriales; Herpotrichiellaceae
Product: chitinase
Exons: 2
Coding region: 729-3251 (840 amino acids)
Biological process (GO): carbohydrate metabolic process
Cellular component (GO): extracellular region
Molecular function (GO): chitinase activity
Source: RefSeq, a predicted model, not a curated record
GUCUGCCUUGCGCUCCACCACGUCUGCUUCCUCCACCCUGUGUUCCUUGCAGACAUCAGCCUGGAGAUUAGCAUCUUCCCGUCGCGCGCAAACACGCCAAAACUCUUCCCAGACACGCUCAGCAGCUUGCAUAGGCGCCUGGCCCUAACCCGUUCAGUUCGUUCAGGGACCUGGCAAGCCCGCUCUCUAGCCGUCGUACAUUUGGAAAUCUCUGACGUUUGCUCUUCGACCUCAUGGUUCAAUCACCAGAACAAAGGGGGAAACACCACCCCAGGGUGAAGAAGUUACAGCCACAGGUAACACCAGGCAUCAUGGGGGCAUCAUGGCCUACCCGUAGUCAAGCUUUACCGUUGUUCAUCCGACAGCCUGAUUUCUGAAUGGCCAACGGUAGGUCGUUCCAGAUUGACGGUGGAGAGAUUCUGUCAUCGGUCCAUCCAGGCCUGUUGUCCCUCCGGCGCGAGGCCAGCCCGCCUGCCAUGCGCUAGGUAAGCUUCGUUCAUAUGGCCUCCUUGUGCCUUGUGCUUUUCACGGUUUCCUCCUGGCUUUCCUUUCUUCACACUCUCCCAUACCCACGGUCCUUACCACUCGCGCUGCAGGCUUUUGCUUGCGUCCAGUCUUUCCUUUCCACUGUUCGGGCCUCUUGUUGCCCAGUCACUCAUUUCAAACUCUGAAGAAGCGCUUUGUUUUUUCGUGCCUUUCAUUCUCUCUUUUUUCCAGUCUUUUACAUCAUGGCUCCGACGAGAUUGACCGCCAGCUUGCUGGCGGCGUUGAGCCUUGCUUCUUCUACUAUCGCAUCACCGAUCGAAAGCUCAUCCAAGAGGGAUUUCGCUACGACGCCAAAAUUGGCAGUAUACUGGGGAAAUGGGAACGCUCAACAGAGACUGGCCGAUUUCUGUCGCGACACGACAAUCGACGUCAUCCCAAUUGGCUUUGUGAAUACCUUCCCGGAUCACUCUGGCAACAAUGGCUACCCGGGGACCAAUUACGCCAAUGCUUGCGGAAGUCCGUACUGGGUUGCCCCGGAUGGCACCCAGACAAAGAUGUUUACAGAAUGUUGGCAGAUCGCCGAGGACAUUCCUGUCUGCCAGGCAUUGGGCAAGAAGAUUCUUGCCUCUAUCGGAGGUGAUACUGCAGGAAACACCAUCUCAUCAACCACUUCGGCCAAGGACUUUGCCGACUUUUUAUGGGGAGCCUACGGUCCGCCUCAGGACACUACUGAGACGUUGUAUCCUCGUCCGUUCGGCCAGAACGUGGUGGAUGGUUUCGACCUAGAUAUUGAGUCUGGUGGUGGCUUUGGGUAUGCGGACUUGGUCACGGAGCUGAGAAGUAAAUUUGCCAGCCAGUCCAAGCAGUACUACAUUUCUGCAGCUCCGCAGUGUGACGUUCCGGAUCCUCAGCUGGCCAACGCGAUCCAGAACGCCGAUUUUGACUAUAUCUUUGUCCAGUACUACAACUCUGCUCGAUGCUCUGCCUCAUCGCUGUUCAGCUCUGGCAAGCUGAACACCGCAACCGACAUCACCUUCGGUUGGGCACACUGGCUGCGGACGUACUCGAAGAAUAAGGCUGUCCAGCUUUAUGUUGGCCUUCCGGCAUCCGAGUCCGCCGCGAACGAUGCCAGCUUCUAUCUGUCUCUACCCGAGGUCAAGGCACUACUUGAGGCGUAUGCGUGCAGCUACACCUAUCGUUCCAUCUUCGGUGGAGUCAUGCUGUGGGAAGCCACCUACUCGGCCAACAACCAGAUCAACGGCAAGAGUUAUGCUCAGAACGUAAAGGAACUCUUCAGCCAGUUGUCUUGUGCUCCUGCUGUAACGACGACCACCACUAGCACGACCACCACCUCGACGACCACGAGCACAACCACAACGACUACUACAACCCAAGCUCCAACGACUACAACUACGACCACGACCACGACUGAAGCUCCAACUACUACUACCACCACAACCACAACCGUAGCCUCAACCACUACUACCACUACUACAUUUGAAGUUCCCACCACUACUACUUCCACCACCACUUCGGAGGCCCCGUCGGCUACUACUACCACUUCCUCAAGGAACGAUGUCGGUCCUAUCGGCGGCACAAGCACCACCACCACCUCGACCACCACCACGGCUACAAUAACUUCCGCGACCAUUACGACAUCCUCGGGCAACGACGUUGGUCCCAUUGGUGGUUCGACCACUACUACAGGUGCAGUAACCACAACCACCACUUCUUUCGACCCCAACACCAGCACGUCCACCACCACUUCUGGCAACGCGGUCGGUCCCGUUGGCGGUGCUACCACCACGACUACCACCACGUCCGCAGUCGGGGCUCCUCAGGGCACCUCUACAUCAACAACCAGCACCACUGUUGCGACAACCACCACGCCCGCCGGUACAUGGGUCGACUGGACCGUCGGAAGCAGCUCCACAAGCACCUCGAGCGUUGUUGUCGGCCCAACCGAGACUUCUGAGACCAGCACCACGACCACCACUCCCUUUGCCUGGCAAGAUUGGUCGGCGACCGUCACAGUGGCUCCUACUACGACCACUGCGUCCGAGACGGUCGCUCCCGAUGUCACCACUACGGUCUUCGUGACUUCGUACGUCGAUAUCUGCCCAACAGGCUUCACCACUCGGCCAUAUACUCUGACCACAACCAUCACCGUUACACCCAGCGCGACGGUCAGCUCCUUCGUCUGGCCCACAGAGACCAACGGCCUUCCAAGCGGCUUCACAACCACCGUGACUGUUUGCACACAGUGCGCCGAGACCACCACCACGGUGACAUUGACAAUUCCCAUUGCCACCGCGACGGCCGUGCUGACUCAGACUGUGGUGCCCGUUGUGGCUGUUCCGGCUUCCAAGACCACCGUUACUGGUGUUGAGACUGAAAUUCCUUCGCCGUCCUUCACAGCAAUUACUUUGGCCUCUUCUGUCCCUGCUACCAUUGUCAGCGCAGCCAAACCCACCGAGACUGUCGUUGUCAACAACGCCGCAGUGCCCGGCGCCCAAGGUUCCGGCUCCAGCUCCAGUUCCAGCUCCAGCUCCAGCGCCUCGACCGCGAUUGCACCGGCGGCUACCUCCAUCAAACCGGCCAGUAACAGCGGAUGGCUUGCCCCUGCAGCUGGCCAAAACUCGACGUCCUCGGUGUCUCCCGCCAUUGCCCCGUACACCGGCGCUGCCGCCCAGCAGCAAUUGCCGGGGACCGUCUUGAGUGUGGCUGUUUGCAUGGCUGUUGCUGCUGUGUCAUUGUUCAUUUAAUUCGAUUAGCCGGAUCUGUCAACUGCAUGAUGUCUUUAUUUUCGGACAUGGUUUGAGCGUGCAAUUCUAAUCUGGGAAGCGAGACGGCCGAAUUGGGUGUGUUUCUGUUUGGACUGCCGAGCAAUUUUUAUGUCGAUUGUUUAGCUGCCAAUACUGAUGCAUUUGCGUUUGUGUGUUCCAUUGGCUGUGUGAGUGAUAUCCAUCACUGUCUUCUGUCGCCCUGAGGGCCUUGCAAAGAUCUUGUUGCAGACAGUUUAUCAAGUGUGCGAGGAAGAGUCGAAUCCAUGCUCAAGGCAAAGCUUGGAACAGCGCAAGGUUGAUGACCUGUUGAGUGGAUCCCUUGUCUUUCGGUACACGGGCCCCACUCAGCGAGAAAACCUGCUCCACGUUCAAGUCUGUUUUUAUCUCCCUGUUCGUGUUGUUUGUCCAUGACCACGGACCGAGUUUUCAUCCAUCUGCAUGUUGUCUAUCUUUCUGCUUUAUACCACUGUUCGUGUACUUCCUGGCCAUAUCGUUUGCCUUUUCUCCCUUUUAUGAUGCUAUUUUCCCCAGCUUUUUAUCCACUUGAUUUCCCAGCUUUGUCUUCCCCCCUGGUGCAGUACUCUGUGCCUGCCCCGCCUGGCCCUCCGGCUUGCUUUUCCGAAGCAAUUCCUCGCCCCGUCCCGACUUGACUUGGAUGCUUUCUGAAGCCAUAUCAACCAUCAGUGUUGUUCCCACUUUCCGCACAAGGCUGAAGACUACGUUUGGCCCUUUUAUUUCUACCCUUGAUUAGUCUCGGUCCCAUCAUAGGGGUCGAUCAAUAUCUCAUGUCUCUGUUCCGUCUUUCAAUGUCCAUCCUGUUCUGCCGCUAUACAACUACCUCCUUCGGGUCCCCCAACAUCGGUUUUUCUUUUGUGUUCUCUCAUAGUUGUCGCCUGCCUCUCUCCCCUACCUAUCUCCUUCCCUAUCUACCUCCUUUCCUUCUUACUAUCUACUUACGACCUUCCUACUUUGCUAUCUCUCUUCUUUCCUUGUUCUCUUCUGUCUUCCUUACCCCCUCCCGCUCUCUCUCUCACUCCCUCAUUCGCUUUCUUGCUCCCUUUCUCUCCUUAGUACUCCCCUCGCACUUUCUCAGCCCCUUGUCUUUCUCACUCCCCAUCUCCCUUCCCCACCCACUCCCUCCCUAUCUACCUAAAGCACUCCUAAGACCUGAAGACUCCCCAAAAGGAGCAGCAAGCAUACCUCAGCUUGCAUAUUUACACUGGCAUCCCCUGCUUUCUGGUCCAUUCAGUCAUAUAUCACACACCACACACCACCUGCUGUAGGUACCAUCGACCCCACCAGUCCUGUUUUCAUCUCUUCCUUCCUCCGUUCAUCCUUCCUUUCCCUGUUUUCACCUUUUUCUUCCCGGGUGCCCUCCCUCCUCAACGCCCAAUUCUUACCGGGCGCCCUCCACCCGAUUCAUUAAUUCACCACUUUAUCACUUUCGAUUUCCAAAUUCCUCCCAACAUUCACAGGUUGCACACACUCCCAUGGUCCAACAUGGGUGGAGGUGUCACACACCUCUACGGUCUCUUGGCCUGAUUGAUUUGUCGCCAUCUUUCACGUCCUGAGAUCCGUGCUCCUGUAGUGCUUGGCACUGGGCGCGUUGAGAGAGCCACACUAUGGAAACCAUCUCCCGACUGACCAUCCCCGACCGACCGAUCCAACAUUGUGGGAUGUGUUUCCUUAUCGGCUCUCUCUCUCUUCCGCAGGUGACCUUAAAUCCAAAACCCAGCCGAGGACAUUAACGGUUCUAUAUACCGACUAUGAGGCGAGGUUAACUCCAACGCGCGAGAUUUUUUUGUCCUUGAAAGGUUUGGGGUUCGCGCUGCGCUUGGAGCAGGCUUCCUUUUUUGUGCCAUGCCCCUAAGGAAAGAAAGUGGUCCAGCACUCGGGGGUUGGGGGUUCGAGUCACGCUGCGCUGGCCAGAUUCUUUUUUGUGCCAUUGUUUUUCCUGUCCGAUGAUGAUGACAGUGUGUUUUGGUUCUGGUAUCGAUCCAUUUCACGUGAGAUUACUUGCUGUCCUUGCUUUCUUCCUUGCACUUCCAAGGUCGAACUGUGAUUUGAGAUGACCAAGGUCAUCACCGUGCAGUGCCCUGUAUUCCUACUUGCUUAUGUACGAGCGAAUCCACGUAUAUUUACACAUUUGUACCUUGCUUCCGUCUGAAGUGUGGGACUACUCUAUUUGACUGUGAUGUUAUUGUAUCUAGUGCACAGCUACCAGCGACGGAGGAGAGAGACUCAGAGAUGUUCAGGGCUCUGCGAGACAGCUACAGUUCAUUGCUCAAUCAACGGCUUCACUUCCAUUCCA